AUGCGGCAGGCUGCGUGUGGGGCUGGGGUUGCCCGUGGGCCGAGCGCCCCUCCUGGGCCACCGGCACAGCUGCGGUUCUUCCGGCCGGCCCUGAUUGCGGAGCCGAGCAGCGUCGCCACCAGCUUCGGGGAGAGGGUGGGGGGCCGGCGGGGGCGGAGAAGCGCCUCCCUCUGCUCCAGCCGUGGCCCUGGGGCCCGGCCCCCGCCCCCGCGGCCGCUGCUCAGUCCUUGGUCCCCUGAGCGGAGCUUGCUACCGGGUGACAGGUCUGAGCGCCUGGGAGGGAGCCUUUGGGCAGCCCGGCGGGGAGCUGUCUUGGGGAGGGCACUUGCAGCCGCCAGCCCAGGCUCCGGAGGCCUGGGAGGCAGGACUGAGGCCCAGGCGCAAGCUCCGGCCGCCGGACGCUGGGCGCCAGGGGGUGGGUGGGUUCGUUGGGGGAAUCAGCCAGCCUUCCCCUCCCCCCGUCGCCCUAGGGCUAGGGUCCCUCAGGAGGAUGGAUCCUCCUUCACUGCUCGGGCAUCUCCCCCAGCCGGCAUCACGGAGGGCCCUCAGGAAGCCCGGGUGACCCCGUCCUGUCCCCUGGACGGGGCCUUCUGGAUCCCCCGGCCUCCAGGUGCCCCGCCAAAGGGCUGCUUCGCCUGUGUGUCCAAGCCCCCAGCCCUGCAGCCUUCAGCAACGACCUCAGCAGCUGCACAGGGCCCGGCCCCCGCCCUGUGUCCCAUGGAGGCCAAGAGCUUCAAGGCCGACAGCGUCCGGACCGGCACGGGCUCGGGGCCCGGCAAGCACCUGGCGGAGAAAAAGACCAUGACCAACCCCACCACUGUCAUCGAAAUCUACCCUGACACCACGGAGGUCAAUGACUAUUAUCUCUGGUCCAUCUUCAACUUCGUCUACCUCAAUUUCUGUUGUCUGGGCUUCAUUGCUCUGGCCUACUCCCUGAAGGUUCGGGACAAGAAACUACUGAAUGAUCUGAACGGGGCUGUGGAAGAUGCCAAGACGGCCCGUCUCUUCAACAUUACCAGCUCAGCUCUGGCCGCCUUCUGCCUAGUCCUCAUCUUCAUUUUCCUGCGGUACCCCCUCAAUGACUACUGAGUCGGGGGGGGGUGGCCAGGGAGGCCCUUGCUUCCUCCCCCGCCUCAUCCCGCUGACCUGAACUGUCAGGGGGAGAAGAGUGUUUGCUUUGGACGUUUUUACGGGGGAAUUAAUCAUUCAAAGUAUUUAUUUUCAAUAUAAAAGGGACGUGGUGGGAGGGGAAUGGAAAGGGUAGAGACCCAGGAAGGGACAGCUUGGGGAAGUCAGAGUGGGGCGGGAGCCCCACUGAACCCUCCAUGUGGCUCCCAGUUCUGCUGGGUCCAGGCUGAACCAGGUCUCAGGGCCACCAGGAUGUACUGGGCAACAGGAGGAGGGGAUGAGGUGGGCUACAGGGGGCUAUGCCUUCGUCCCACCCACUGUACAGGGCCCUCCCCGGCCCGAGACCUCACCCCAACCUUCUCCUUGGGCCGGUGCUUCAGCUACACCCACAACCCCAGCAAUCGACAGCCUGGCCUGUCAGCACUUUUGCUCCCCAGCCCUCGCAUCUCCCCUCCCACCUCCUAAGGGCGCAGUCCCUAGCACCAGGCCAGAGCUUCCGUGGAGCAAGGCAGGAGGGUAGUUACUACUGGCUGCUCAGGCUGCCUGCCCACCAGGCUCACCCCAGCCCGUCACCCUGCUUAGAGCUACUGAGAAUGGGCGUCUUUCCAAUGAAGCGCCUCUGCCCAGCUCCCCAAAAUGCAAAUUUCCAGGGUUGGGGCUAGAGAUGAGGGGGUGUGAGAACGCCUAAGGUCUAGUCCUGGCUCACAUCCCCUUCCCAACCUUCAGGACACCUCCCAUGUCUUUGAAGUCAUUCGAUGAAUCUGAUGGAUGUGCCUGGGAGGGAAGGGUGCAGGGCUGGUGAUGGGCUCCCCAUUUGAUUGUCGAGGAAACAGGUCCACCAAGACGGAAUGUCUUUGCUAGGCUCACCCAGCUAAUUAGAGUGCUCUAGUUACUAAUAACAAAUCAAAGAUUUACAGAGCAUUUCCUGGGUGGCCAGUCCUUCACCAAGUGCUGUGGGCAGAGCGGUUCCCGCUCUGAGGAGCUACAAAUCUGCUUGGGGAGACCAGACUCACAUGAGGACAAACCAGGCUGGAAGGUUGUUGUGACCUAACGUUAACUAUACUCAAACACUGUGACUUGAAAUUCUGUGUGUGUGUGUGUGUGUGUGUGUGUGUGUGUGUGUGUGUGUCCGUGCCUGUUCCUUUGUGUCUGCCUGGCUGGCUCAUUCCUUCUCCAACUGGCCACUGCUUGGGCUCUGUCCUGCUGUAUUUGUGAGAAUACCCUUCUGUGUUUUUUUUUUGUGUGUGUUUUUUUGUUUUUUCUUGCUAGCAGAGCUGGGGUCAGAAGGGCACUGAUUUUGUACUAAGAAGACUUGACUCACACUUACUAGCAGUGUGACCUUGGACAAGUCCUUGCCCUCCCCAGGGUCUCAGGUUCUCCCUCUGUCCAGUCAAGGUGGACAGGGCUCUGUGGUCCCUCCCAGUUAAGACAAAUCUAUGACUGAGUUUGACAGUCCAUCGGGGGCAUGAGGUAAAUAACGAAACAGAGAUAAUUCACCAUCUAAAGAAAAGCAAGCCCCCAGGUCCUGAGACUGCUCAGUUCAGCUCUACUAACCUACCUUCAGGAGCCAAGGCAGGAUGGACGAGCAGCCAGCAGACCCUCUCCCUUUGCUGCCUAUUUUCCCCCACUCUGUUCCCAGGAUUUCAUCUACCUGAGCCCCCAGGAAACCCUCAUGCCCCUGGCUGGGAUGCUGACUGAUCCUAGGGAGAGGAGUGUUGGGGGGAUGAUGAAUGCAUUGGACGGGGCCUGAAGGUCAAGGGAAUAGGAAGGAGCUUGAUGCUAGCUGACCCCUGGGAAGACCCCUCUGUCCCACUGAAGCCACUAGUGCUGUCAUCAAGAGCAGAGGCCAACCUUCCUGUAGGGACAAACCAAAACAGAGGGGGCAAUGGGGCAGCAUCCCCCAGGGCUGGGCUGGGGACAGCCAGGUUUGCGGCAGCAGUCCCACAGCUGGAGCCAGGGCAACUCCCGGUUCUGGAAGAUUGGAGGUGAUCGGGGUAGGUCUGCAGAUGGGGUGGGCAGCCCAUGUGCAGGGCCAGCCUGAGCUUGACCACGAAUGGGGCACUUUGAUGGCGAGGUUGGCGAGGGGCUGUGGAACCACCCAGCAGGCAGGCAAACAGACCACACCAAUGGCAUUCGCAGCCUCCUGACGCAGUUGUCCCAGCUAGGUCCCAGCCUUGCCCUUGGCCUGGGCCAUGGCCCCACACCACCUCUUGAUCCACUUGCCAGCUCCCACCACUGCCAUGCUCCAAAGGGCCCUUUUUUUCCUGGUCAUUUCCAUAGACCUCUCCUAUUCUGAGAUAUUUACGCAAUUUGGAGGAAGGGGAGGGACACAGCUCAGGCUCCUGCUAUCCUGGUGUGAUCCAUCUCUGAACUGGGCGUCAGGGCCUGGCUUUGCAUCCUGGCUCUGCCACCGAUUAACCAUAUGACCUUGGGUCAAUUCUUUCCCCUCUAGGCCUCAAUUUCACCACUUAUUGUUCUCUCAUUUCCCUAUGCCAGGCUCAGACGGUGGGAGUGGGAGCCUGGGUGAAGGAGGAAGAAGCAGAGAUAGAAGGAGAAGGAAGGACCAGGUACCCCCAUUUGUGGGUUCUGAGCCAUCAGGACCAUGGAUGGCUGUCAGGCAAGGCCUGAGUUAAUACAGCAACUCUGGGGCUCUUCCUGGGGCUCUUUUCCCAUCUCUGGAUUACACUGAGGCCAGCAGCAUUCAGGGAAGCUGCCUGAGUGGCCCAUGAGGUGGAGGGAGGCCCAGGAUUCCUGCCUCCUUCAAGGCCUGGAGCAGCAGUCCCCUGCCCCAGGAAGCCUGCCUUUCCUCUGCUAGUGAAGGCCAUCGCUCCCUGCCUGGGCUCUCCCAGCUAUCCGAAGGCACAGUGCUGCUUUGCUCUCUCUGCUGACACCCCUCCCCCAAUCAGACCUAGCGCUCACUGACAGGACUUGUGAACUAUCUGUCUUUGUAAUCGAACCUCUUGUCUGGCAAAGGGCCUCGCACACACUCGGUGACUAAUAAAUGUUUGUCUAACUGAA
Messenger RNA from Vombatus ursinus (common wombat), 4146 nucleotides. It is a transcript of the gene IFITM10, whose product is annotated as interferon induced transmembrane protein 10. The record is from RefSeq and is a predicted model, not a curated record. The transcript is spliced from 4 exons. NCBI's taxonomy places the organism in Eukaryota, Metazoa, Chordata, Mammalia, Diprotodontia, Vombatidae. Gene Ontology annotation, cellular component: plasma membrane. Bases 1 to 1089 code for a protein of 362 amino acids.